CGUUAGACUAUUGAGGUUUUGCAACUAAUCCUCUUGAGUUACAUAAAAACCCUUUAAAUUAACAAAUUGUUGCAUUUAACCCCAGCAGUUUAACAAGAGGGUGCUGAAAAAGCCAAAAGACAACAUUACCCCUCUCUCAACUCAAUUCUUUUUUUUCUUUUCUUCGUCAAAUCAGAGAGAUUGGAGUCUAUUACAAAUGUCCUAGUACAGGGAAAUGGCGGUGAGGGGCUGAAUGCAGACGAAUCCGACUUGAUGCUUGAAGUCAUCGAAGGCGUUGAUGAUGUCGGACUGGGCUUGAGCAAUUGGGCGGGGUGGCCGGAUUUACAAGUGUUGUGGACGAUGAGAAUGGUAGAGGCGCGGCCGGUGAGUUCGACGAGGUGGAGGAAGUAGAUGCAGAUUGGGGAUUUCUUGGUGGGAUGAGAGGCAUCGAUGAGGUUAAUGAUGGUGGGGACAUUUCGAGAGGUUUGGACACAGACUAGGAUUCAAAGCUCAAUGUCUGGUUUGGAUCUUUGAAUUGUUCUACGUUUGUGUAGUACAAAUCUUUUGGCUUGUCUGUAGAUUGUGGUUACAAUGGGUGUAAUUAUUCUGAUCAUGACCAUGGGUACAAUCACCAAAUUUACAAAUGAUUCACCAUCUACAUAUUUCAAUGCUGUGGUCGGCUGUGAUGAGGACUGCGGUGGGCAAGGUAGCGAGGACGGAACUGAUGGCGGUUCGCGGCGGCGUAACUGGCGCAGCGGUGGGCUACGGGCUCGGCUGCGGCCGCUCAGAUGGUGGGGAGCUCAGCUGUGGCCGGGGAGCAAGGGGGCUUCGGACGGCAGCCGGCGAGCAAGAGAAGACACAGUUAUCUCUAUUAAUAUCGGCGAGCUUCAUACUACAGCAACAAUUCACCUACCACCACUCUCACCACUGCUCUCAGCAACAGCUUCAUACUACAGCCGCCGCCACCCUCAUCGACGCCGCCAUACCCAAUUUCCCAACCUCCGCCUGUCACCUAAUUUAAGACAACCCAAGAAAAAAACCACACCUUCAAUUUCACCAACCACCACUCACCACUGCCCUCGAUUUCACCCACCACCAGUCUCACCACUGCCCUCCAUCUCUCGCUCUUCUUUUUCUCUCAAGUGUCACGCGCUCAGACGCCUUCUCUCUCUCCUUUCUCUCUCAAGAGUCGAGAUCCGUCUCCUUCUUCCUCAUCCAUUAUCGCAGUUGUGGAAGGGCAUUAUUGUCCAAAAAAACUCAGUUUGUCCAUCACGUGAUUCUGACACGCUCAUUUUUGGACGGUCGGUGGUCGGAUGAAAUGAUUUACAACAAAUUUGUAUACUUCAGGGGUUUUUUUGCAAUUUUAAUAGUUUAGGGGUUAGUUGCAUAUUUUCCAAUAGUCCAAGGGGUUUUUUUGGCACUUUUUCCUAAA
Cornus florida is the source of this 1411-nucleotide messenger RNA. RefSeq lists its product as uncharacterized. Lineage: Eukaryota; Viridiplantae; Streptophyta; Magnoliopsida; Cornales; Cornaceae. The record is from RefSeq and is a predicted model, not a curated record. The coding region runs from base 571 to 1296 and encodes 241 amino acids. The transcript has 2 exons.